AUGAAUCCUUAUGAGGAAAUGGUUUCAGAUGCAUUUGCUAAUACAGAGUCAGCUUUUGAUCAGAGGUCGGAAGAAGAGCCUAAUCCCGAGGCAAAAAUGUUUUAUGAUAUUCUGGAUGCUGCGAAACAACCAAUUUAUGAUGGAUGUAAAGAAGGUCUUUCGAAACUCUCUUUAGCAGCUCGGCUUAUGAGUUUGAAAACGGAUUAUAAUCUAUCUCAAAAUUGUAUGGACUCAAUUGCUCAGAUGAUGCAAGAAUAUUUGCCAGAAGGUAACCACUCACCAAAGUCCUACUAUGAUAUCAAGAAGCUUAUGCGGUCUUUGGGUUUACCUUAUCAUAAAAUUGAUGUUUGUCAAGAUAAUUGCAUGAUAUUCUGGAAAGAAACUGAGAAGGAAGAGUAUUGUUUGUUCUGUAAAAAAGAUAGAUUUCGUCCUAAGCAGAAGUUUGGGCAGAAAAGAAUUGCACAUCGUCAGAUGUUUUAUUUGCCGAUAGCCAAUAGACUGAAGAGAUUAUACCAGUCUCGUAAUACUGCAAAAGAUAUGAGAUGGCAUGCUGACCACUUAGAAAAAGACGGAGAAAUGUGUCAUCCAUCAGAUGGAGAAGCAUGGAAGCAUUUUCACAAGGUACACCCUGAUUUUGCAUCUCAACCAAGAAAUGUUUACCUAGGACUAUGCACAGACGGUUUUAAUCCUUUUGGAAUGUCAGGACAUAAUUAUUCUUUGUGGCCUGUUAUAUUGACACCGUAUAAUCUGCCACCUGAGAUGUGUAUGAAGCAAGAAUUUAUGUUCCUAACCAUUCUAGUUCCUGGGCCAAAUCAUCCUAAGAGAAGUCUAGAUAUAUUUCUCCAACCAUUGAUAGAAGAGUUGAAAGAUUUGUGGGUUAAUGGUGUUGAAGCAUAUGAUAUUUCUACUAAAGAAAACUUUCUCUUAAAAGCUGUACUCAUGUGGACAAUAAGCGACUUUCCAGCGUAUGGUAUGCUUUCUGGAUGGACAACUCAUGGUCGGUUGGCAUGUCCUUAUUGUUUGGAUCAAACUGAGGCAUUUUGGUUAAAAAAUGGUAAGAAGACAAGUUGGUUUGAUUGUCAUCGGUGUUUUCUACCAGUUGAUCAUAGCUACCGGCGGAAUAAAAAAAAAUUCAAAAAAGGAAGGGUUGUAGAUGAUAGUCCAUCAAAGAUAUUAACAGGCGAGGAGCUUUUUAAUGAAGUCAACUAUUUACCAAAAACAGUUGAUUGCGGAGGGAACCAUGGACGAUUGCAAGGAUACGGUAAAACGCACAACUGGCAUAAGCAAAGCAUCUUGUGGGAGCUACCUUAUUGGAAGGAUCUUGAACUUCGACAUAAUCUGGAUGUGAUGCACACUGAAAAGAACUUUCUCGAUAAUAUCAUCAAUACUUUACUGAAUGUGCAGGGAAAAACAAAAGAUAACAUCAAAUCACGACUUGAUUUGCAAGAGCACUGUAAUCGCAAAGAGUUGCACUUAACAGCUGAUGGAAAGGCACCAAUCCCAAUUUUUAGACUACAACCAGAAGCCAAAGCAGUAUUUUUACGAUGGCUCCACGAGGAUGUUAAAUUUUCAGAUGGAUAUUCAUCAAGUUUAUCAAACUGUGUUGAUCUAGUUGGGACAAAACUAACAGGAAUGAAAAGUCAUGACUGUCAUGUUUUAAUGCAACGAUUACUUCCAGUUGCAUUUGCUGAGCUUUUGGAUAAAUCUGUACACGAAGCACUUUCAAGUAAGUUUUCAGCAUUUAUUUAA
Messenger RNA from Capsella rubella, 1749 nucleotides. RefSeq lists its product as uncharacterized. Bases 1 to 1749 code for a protein of 582 amino acids. The transcript has a single exon. Lineage: Eukaryota; Viridiplantae; Streptophyta; Magnoliopsida; Brassicales; Brassicaceae. The record is from RefSeq and is a predicted model, not a curated record.